AGCCUCAGUUCAGUACCGUAGGAGGGCGGAGGUCAGAGAGCUUCCAUCUCCGUACGUACUUCUAUUUUCUCUCUGUAUGGAUUGUGCAUGGUGCCUGAGCACAGUAGCCUUCCGUCAUGAGUCGGUCCCAAUCUAUGACUGAGACCGUUGGACGGGCAACACAGGACACUCUCCAUGGCACGGCGGCAGAACGCCCAGAGCGUUCAGCGAGUUUUCCAGUAGUAGGCCAGGCUAUGCGGGAUAAUGCCAGCUUUAGAGGCGAACAGGCGCACCACGCGGCGGGGGGGGGUGCGCGAGAUGGCGAGGCGGAGGCAUUUUGGUGGCCUGCUAGGUGGAUGAUGCCCAAAUGGCGAUGGCACAUGCAGCUGCUCUUAACCGCCGGCGCAGCACUCGUUUAUCUGGGCAUCGGUGCGAUCGAGUUCGUCAUUUGCAAUCUGCGGCUGCAAGGCCAGCUCUCCACCGUGUGGCUGCCCACCGGCUUUGCCUAUUUUACGAGUCUCUGUCUCGGUCCUCGCAUCGCGGUGGGUCUAUUUAUCGGGAACCUGCUCUUUAAUCUCUGGUUCGCCACGGCACAGCCCGACGCGCCCGCGUGGGGGUUAGUGACAGCGGGUGCGGUGCUGUCGAUGACCAACGCGCUGCAAGCCGUCGUCGCCGCGCAUUUCAUCCGCCAGCCCGCCGCUGCCCUCGCCGCCGCUGCCGCUGCGCUUGUUCCGCGCGCGUGCACGGCCGCGCCCGCCACAGGCCGCGGGGAAGGCGGGGUGGCGACGGAUGAGUGCGAUUAUGAGGGCAGCAGCGGACGGACAGAGGCCGUGCGCGCAUGCUGCACUGGCAAGCGGGGGACGGCGGAGGUAGAGAGCGGGAGCUGGGGGGACGAAGAGAGAGGCGCAUGGGGGGAAACGCGAGAGGGCGAGGGAGAGGAGGCGGCGCCGGAGCAGGGAGCGCGCAUGUACCAUGAGACGACGCCGCUGGAUAGCGCGCAGGACGUGGUGCAGAUGAUGGUGGUGACGGCCAUCGCGGCGCUGCUGGCCAACGGCCUGCAGGCCGUGGUGAUGGGGCUGUGCCACCUGCUCGACGCCGCUGACUCCGCAAGGACGUUCGUCAUCUGGUGGCUCGCUGACUUCGCUGGCGUCGUCUGCUUCCUGCCGCUCCUCACCUACUCCCUCUGGUCCGCACGCCGCUGCCUCCUCCGCCCCAUUCGCCGCUACGGCUGGCACCGAGGCGUGCGCGCCAUAGCAUCAGCUUGCGUGUGGCGGCGCUGGCAGGUGCUGCGAGUGGUGGAGGUGGCGCUGCUGGGGGGGCUGCUGGGCAUUCUGCUGCUGCUGCUCUUCACGCCCGUCGUCGCCUCGGAGGAGUGGCUCGUCGCGCUGCCCUACCUCUUCUUCCCGCUCCUCAUGUGGGCCGCUGUGCGCUUCAACCGCCUCUUCCUGGCGUGCGUGGUGUUCGUGGUGGCGGCGCUGACGAGCUUCGCGACGGCGAGGGGGUGGGGGCCCCUGCAGCGGGCGUCGGUGAUGGCGUCGGAGCUGCAGGCGCAGGGGCUCGUGUGCGUGCUGUCCGUGGUGGGCGUCGUGCUGGGCGCCGUCGUGCGCGACACGCGCAGGCUUCGACGGCAGCUGAGGGCCAUGAACGCCACGCUGGAGAAGCAAGUGCUGCACCGCACGCUGCAGCUGACACUCACCAACCAGGAACUGGUGGUGUCGAAGAAAGCAGCAGAGGCGGCCAACCAAGCAAAGACGGAGUUCCUUGCCAACAUGAGCCAUGAGAUACGCACGCCCAUCCACGGCAUCAUGGGCAUGACGCGGGUGGCGGGCGACACGCUCUCCUCGCUGCGCGCGCUGCUCCUGCCGCCCGCCUGCUCUGCUCGAGGGGAGGCUCGGGGGGAUGGCAAAGGCGGCAAGGGGGGGCAAGCAGGCAUCAGGGAAGGAGCAGUGUGGAGCGGGGGGCGGAUGGCAGGGGCAGGGGCGGAAGUGGAGGAGGCGCGGCGCCUGGUGGGCGAGGUGGGCGAUCAGCUGGAGACGGUGUUUGAGUCGGCGAGCGCGCUGCUGCACGUGGUGAACGCUGUGCUGGACGUGGCGACGAUCGAGGCGGGCCGCCUGCUCCUGCAGCGCGUUCCCUUCCGCCCGCGCGAGGCCGUGCUCUCCACCCUCAAGGCGCUACAGGAGCGGGCGGCGCAGAAGCGAGUGGCCCUGGCGUGGGACAUAGCGGCGGAGGUGCCUGAGACGCUGGUGGGCGACCCCGUGCGCCUGCAGCAGUGCAUCAACAACCUCGUGGGCAACGCCAUCAAGUUCACGCACAAGGGCUUCAUCGAGGUCACCGUGCAGCUCUGCGCCUCCCACCCCGCGCCCCACACACCCCACCAGAAGCACGUACAGGGCGAGCACGGUGCGGCAGCAGGGGCAGGAAGAGCCGGGGCAGCAGCAAGCGGGGAGGGUGUGGAAAGUGAUGGUGUUGAGGGCAGUGUGAGAGGCGGAAGGAAGGAGGAUGGCAAUGAGGGAGGGAGGACCCAUAAAGGGGCAGAGGAUCUAGAGGCAGGUAACUUAUUCCUGGCAGAGAGGCAGCACGGGAUGUGCGAGGGUGGGAGGGAGAGCAGCCUACAGCUUGCAUCAGCUGCCCCAUCGGCCGCUGACUCAGAUGGGGGUUCCGCUGGCAAUGCAGCAGCAGCAGCAGUGGGCGACUGGGACCCAUGCGGCAGAGCACCAGGCGUGCUCUAUGCGAGGCACACAGGCGCAGAGCAAGGAGAGGUGCAGGGCGCGCAGCAGCAAGAGCAGGCACAGUGGCAGCGCCUCACUCCCACACACGCACACUUGCCUGCCGCUCCCCCACACCCUCACUUCGCCGGGGGUAGGCCAGCAUGGCAGCAGGCAGCAGCGGCGCGCAUGGUGCCAUCACCGCUGCUGCGGUCGUCCAGCGACCCGCACGCCAUUGCGCGCUACCUGCGCGCCAUGAGGCAGCGCCUCGUAGACGCCAACCGCCCCGACGGCACCGCUGCCAACGCCAUGCCCGCUGCCUCCACCCCCCCUCCUCUCGCCAGCAGCCGUGCUGAUGCUGCCUACGCAGCAGGUGGCGCCUCCCCUGGUUACAGCCUGUCUCGGCGGUUGCUGGUAGCAGGCAAGCGAAUUGGGGGGGCUUCGGGGGGCGAGUGGGCGGGGCUGGGAGAUGUGCUUGCAGGGAGUGGCGGGCAGGCAGGAAAUGGUGGUGCCGUGGAUAGGGGGGGGGAUUGGGUGGUUGACGUUGUGGAUGGUGGUGGGGGCCGGAGAGACGAGAGGCCAUGGGGGCACAAUGCGUGCUUCCAGUACACGGGUGAGGCGGCGCGCGUCUCCUCGCCUUACUCUGCUGCCAGCAACACCCCCUCCCUUGCUGCGGCGGCUGUGUGGCACGGCCACGCGCACCACCAGCACAGCAACACGCACUCGGGCAUUCUCUUCCACUCGCAGCCGCUGCUGCCCGCCGCUGCGCGCCCGCCCUGCGCUGCUGCUCCCCCUGCGGCAGCAAGCUCAGGUGCCCCUGGUGGCGAGGCCAGGCGCACGGCAGUGCGGUUGAGGCAGGCUGGGCGGUGCAUGUCUGCUGAUGGCGGCGAUGCCAUUGCUGAGGCUGCCAUCGAUGCUGCUGCUGCCGCAAUUGCUGCUGAUACUCCUGCUGCUGGAGAAGGAAGAGCGUGGGGUGAAGGGGAGGGGUUGCACGGCAUUGAAGCGAGUGCACGAGUAGCGGAGGGCGUGGAGAGGGUUAGAGCCAGGGGGUGGUCAGCGGAAUGGGGCAGGUUGGUGAGGGGGAGGGGGGCAGGAGCAGAGGGGAGGCGAGGGGAGGAAUGGGAGCCGUUGACGAGGGGGUGUGGGGAAAGGAGCGAGGUGCGGGAGAGUGAUGUGGGUGGGGCUGUGGAGUGGGGUUUAAAUACAGGUAUGAAGGGCGGGUGGGGAAGCCGUGAUGUUGGAGAGGCAGUGCGGGGGAGCGCUCUAACUGGAGCUGCAUCAGCAGCAGCGCCAGUGACGCCAGCAGCAGCAUCACUGGCAUCUGCGUGCCACGCGGCGUCCAGCAGUGAGCCGCAUUUGCUGCGCCUCUCCUCGUGCCACCCCCUGCCCGCCUCUGUGCGUGCCUCCACCUCUCCCAGCACUGCUUCUGCUGCACCCCCUGGCCCAACGGGCAGCGCAUGGGCGGGCCGCACCACAGGGCGUGGUGGGGACGAGGAGGAGGCGGGAGAGGCAGUGAUGCUGCGCCGGGCGUCCACGGGCAGCAAGAUGCGGCGCCGCCUGGCAGGCGCGCAUGGGUAUGGGUGGGGGCGCGUGCAGCCGUGGGGCGAGGGCGGGGUGGGAGGCCAGGCGGGGCAGUGGGAGGAGAUGCUGCGGGGGCGCGGGCGCGCAGAGGUGCUGGCGCUGGCGCGCCACAUGUGCAGCAGGGCGGGCAGGGGCCCCAUGGAGUUCAUUGGGGGGGUCAGCGCCGUAGGCAGGGAGGGCAGUGGCAGCGGCGCAGGGCUGGAUGACAGGGAUGCAGGGUCCGGUGUUGAGGGGGGUGGACUACCGGACAGUGGCGUGUGGCCAUCGCCUGGCAGGGGGGGGGUGGGCGGGCAGGGCACAGAGGGAGUGGAGGAAGUGAUGAAGUGGGCGAGGAUUGGAAGUGCUGACGGUGGCAGGUGCUACCAUGGUGCUGGCAGCUUGCAUAGCGGCGCAGCAGCAGCAUGUGCACCCCACCACAUGGACCUCUCACCAUCUUUUGCACACCACCCGUUCACCCCACCCCCCUCUGCCCCACAGCCUUUUGCAGCUGCAACUUUAGACUCUGUCCCGCCAUCCCCUGAUCUCGGUGCUGCUAUCCUUGCUUCAGCUGCACCCAUGCCACCCGCCACCCUAGUGCAAUGCUCCGCACCGCUGCUGACCACUCCGGCCCUGCCAUGUGACCCCUGGGCCCAUCAAGGGUGCACUGCUUCUGCUGGCAGCGCCCUGCCGUCCACUCCAGACAUGUGCGGCGAUGACCACGGAAUGCCAUGGCCCCACUCACGUGACGUGGAGGAGCCAAGUGAAGGAGACAGCCAAGAUGGAGAGAAGGAGGAGGAGGAGGAGGAGGAGGAGGAGGAGGAGGAGGAGGAGGAGGAGGAGGGGGAGGGGGGGAGGCGGAGGAGGAGGAGGGGGACGGGGACGGGGAGGGAGAGGGGAAGGGGGAGGGGGAGGGGAAGGGGGAGGGGGAGGGGGAAGAGGAUGAGGAGGAGGAGGAAGAGGAGGAAGAUGAAGAGGAGGGGGAGGCGGUGUGGUUGCAGGUGUCGGUGCGGGACACGGGCAUUGGGAUAGAGCGUGCGGUGCAGGGGGAGAUAUUCAAGGCGUUUGUGCAGGCGGACACGUCCACCACGCGCAUCUACGGCGGCACGGGGCUGGGCCUCAGCAUCGUGCACAAGUA
This is a messenger RNA of Closterium sp. NIES-67, 5379 nucleotides long. Lineage: Eukaryota; Viridiplantae; Streptophyta; Zygnematophyceae; Desmidiales; Closteriaceae. The record is from the annotation of a GenBank genome assembly.